GCACGAAUACCCUUGUAUAUAACUCAUACUUACCGGUACAGUUGUGUAAACGUACUGAUGUUUAUGCAUCAGUGAAGCACCACGAAAAAAAUGAUUUUUUUUUGUUAGUGUAACUGCCUGUUUGAAAGGGAAAUUAAAAUGACUUACUUUCCUAAACUAUUAACUAUUUGUAUCUUAGCAUGCAUACUCGGUGCUACAACGUUCUUUUAUGUAAAGAAAAGUGUAUACAUCUUUGACACAAAUUAUUUCAAAAUUAAUUCUGUGUCAAGAGCAGCACUAAAAGAAACCGGAAGCAAACAAUGCAAGAAUUGUUCAGAAGGUGUUCCUAAUCUUAUCAUACAGUACGGAGUUGGAAGAACAGCGACAACCCUUCAGUUCCAAAUAUUGUGCUUGAUGAUGGCUUUCCUACAUGAAGAUGAAAUAAACGAUGUUGGGUGUUAUUACAACCGGAGAAACCUAGUAAAAAAGUACAAUGUUAUCAAAUGCCAUGAUAUCUCCUGGUAUCUGACAGUCAAAUGGUCUAAAUGGGUAUUCAUGACAUCAAAUCAUGCAUUGUUGUCCCGGCGAUUAAACUAUAUGAGAGGAAAAAUAAAAGAUAAAAAUACUACGAUUCCGUUUAUUGCUGAUAUUGAUUUGGUCUCGAGAAGAGGUCACUACAUCGUCCAUGAAUAUCAACGUUUCUUUGGGAUAUCCGAUGAAAAAAUGCAGCAUAUCGUUGAAUAUUUGCGCUACUGGGAUGUACUUCGGGUAUGUUGUGGCAUGCAGAUGUCUGCAGAUUGGCGAAAUCACCUGGCACCAAAAGCAAAAUACAAACAACAUCAUAGUUACCAUAGCCCAACGUAUCCUGCAUGCGAAAUGUACAAUAUAAGUCAAGUCGAACAUCUACUUGUAAACACAUAUGUGUUCAAGAAACUGUCUCAUAUAGGUUCACUUCGGGACGUCAUCGGAAAGACGUCAACAGUUGACGGUAUCUUGAACGGAAGCUAUUGUGAACGGUGUAACACAAAUAUUUCUAAAAUGCAUCUAAAAUUCAAUCAGAACUGCGCAUGAAAAUAUGCCUUUACAAAUUGGCGCAUUUUAGAGGAGAUGUUAAGAAGAGAUUUCAUGACUUAUGCUAAUGUUAUCUGGUUAUUGUUUAUGCCACAUGAAAAUAUAUUGAUCAAUAGUUUAAAGUUUUUGCCUUUGUGAAAACUUAAUAAUAUGAGCCGUGCCAUGAGAAAACCAACAUAGUGGCUUUGCGACUAGCACGGAUCCAUUCUG
Messenger RNA from Mercenaria mercenaria, 1260 nucleotides. RefSeq lists its product as uncharacterized. The transcript is spliced from 2 exons. The coding region runs from base 139 to 1050 and encodes 303 amino acids. Lineage: Eukaryota; Metazoa; Mollusca; Bivalvia; Venerida; Veneridae. The record is from RefSeq and is a predicted model, not a curated record.